GAGAGGGACUGCGCGGGGAGCAGUUUCAGAUCAUAUUUAACCCCAUUCGCGGAGGGACCCGACCCUCCGCAUGCUCCUAGGUCGCUGCUAGGCAAAGGAAAUGCGAGAGGAAAGUUUUUCUACAGGACAUCUGCCGCCUUGUCCCCGAGACGCGCGAGGUCCGCAGCGCCAUCAGUCGAAAGCUCGGUCUCUGCCGGUCUCGCUCCACCCCAGAGUCGGCCCAUCCCGGCGUGCGGCGGACGACGAGCGAACUCUGCGGACGCGCGCGCCAGCUCCCGGGCUGGCCCUGCGCUGGGCCCCGUCUCCACUCCCGGCAGUUCGAAGUCCGCCUGGGAGCCCAGUUUUAGAGGCCUCACCGCUGUGGCCGAGUGGGCCGCGAGGCGUCCACUUCCACUUCCCCACGCGCCGGCGCCAUGGAGACGGUCACGAGUCACCGGCGGCUCCUGCGCUCACCAAUGGGAGCGCACGUCGCAGAAAGACGCGGACGUCGCUCUUCCAAGAUGGCGGCGCGUCCGUCGCGAGCAGCCGGGCCGGGGGGAAGCCAGCAAAGCCGAUUUUCGCUGCUGCUACGGCUGUUGCCAUGCGGCGAGGCUAG
Molecule: messenger RNA, 595 nt
Organism: Odobenus rosmarus divergens (Pacific walrus)
Lineage: Eukaryota; Metazoa; Chordata; Mammalia; Carnivora; Odobenidae
Exons: 2
Coding region: 101-595 (164 amino acids)
Source: RefSeq, a predicted model, not a curated record